Molecule: messenger RNA, 711 nt
Organism: Penicillium riverlandense
Lineage: Eukaryota; Fungi; Ascomycota; Eurotiomycetes; Eurotiales; Aspergillaceae
Exons: 2
Coding region: 1-711 (236 amino acids)
Source: RefSeq, a predicted model, not a curated record
AUGCUGCGAGAUCUACAAAGAGGAGUUAACGGUCCCCUCAACCCACGCAGCUAUUGCUGCGUGGAUCAAGAUGAUCUCAAAAAUGUCUUCUAUCUUUGGGAGGAAUGCCCGGACAACAUAUUCAGGGCAAUCAAGGCCACCUGUACAUCUGAGGCGUCGGAAUUGGGUCGACGACUGUCACCACUUCUGGAAAGACCGCUGUCCGAAUAUCCUAUCUGGAGACUUGAGGAGCAGCUGCGGAUGAUGCAUCGAUUGGACUUUCCCUACUCGUGCUUGGAGCUUCUCUUUGUUCAUAAUGGAAAGCGUCCUCUAUGGCUCCCUACAUUCCUUGACGCCUAUGCGCCCGGAGGAUCGAAUAGUGGCUUGUACUAUGUUCCAGUCAAUCGCCAAGGCCAUAACUUCUUGGAAAGGUCCAAUGGAUACACUAGUUUCUAUUGCAUCGAGUGGAACACCUUCGAACGGCGUGAAGAGGUAUUUACGGAGCCGGCCUUGAGACAGGGGAUGAAGCAAAUGUACAAGGAGGAGCGACAGCCGAUUCUACAGGCACUUGGGAAAACGGAGGAGGAGCUUACCUGGGAAGAAGACCUCCAGAUUUUUAUUGAGUCUACGGGGCCGGAAAAAGUCCAGAGGCAUUUCGUGCAUGCUACGCUAGUGGAUGAUCAAUAUUUGGGAUUGGAUAACAGAAAGAAAUUACCCUGUGUGAUCUUGUAA